AUGGGGCACGGCAAUGAAACUCAGAACCGGGACGCUGGCGGGUCGCUCCUCGGAGCGGUUCCGCCUCGCCUGGGCAACGGUACGCUCCAUGCUCACGUUUCCGUUCCCCCAAUCUAUCGAGUUCACGCUGCUGACGAUGAUUCCCAAACUCAUAAUCCCCCAUUUCCUAAAAUGGAAUUCCCCAAAUUCGAUGGAUCUAACCCCCGUUGGUGGCGGGACCAAUGUGAAUUGUAUUUCGAGGUGUAUGCCGUUCAAGCAUCGAUGAAGACGCGCUUCGCCGUGCUCAAUUUCAAGGGGGCCGCGGCGAAUUGGCUGCAGACGGUUCAACGGCGUGGUCGGAUUCGGGACUGGGACCAGCUUUGCAACCUGGUGCUGGCCAAAUUUGAUAAGGACCAGUACCAGAUCCUGCUGCGGCAACUGGAUUCGCUGAAGCAGACCGCGUCCGUGAUGGAGUAUCAUGCAGAGUUUGAGAAACUAGUGCAUGGGGUCCUUCUGUACACCCCAGCAAUCGACGACACCUUUUUCGUCACGUGGUUCAUCAAUGGCCUUCAUGAUGACAUCAGGUCUCCCAUUCUGCUCCAUAGGCCCGGUGAGAUUGAUACGUCUAGUGCCCUCGCCUUGAUUCAGGAGCAGGAGUUGGACCAGGGGCGCACCAAAUCCUCUGGGCGGGAUUUCACCAGAGGGGUGGCCCGAGCGUCAUCAGGAAUGGACAAGAAUAAACAGAUUGAGCAAGCAAAACAAGUGCCACCAAGGACCGAUGCUGAUGAUAAACCGGCAAGUCUGAAGUCCUUACGACGCAGCAAUGGGCUCUGCUUCAAGUGUGGCGAGAAAUGGAGUCCUGCUCAUAAAUGUCCUCCUCAUGUUUCUCUGCAUGUGCUCGAGGAGAUAUUGGAUGCCUUGGAUAUUGUAGAAGGUAAUGAAGAUUUGGACAGCGAAGAGGAAGCUAUCUCUGACGAACAAGAACUGUGGAUGCUACUAUGGGACAACCUAACACUAAUGAAAUAUAACCACAAGAGGUUGCAGGAAGAUUAUGAGGAUGAUGACCAUGCUAAGCAACUUCUAACAGAAUUAGCUGUAGCACCUGACAGCGACACAGAUUAUACAUUGCACAAUGGAGUUCUGAGAUUCAAAGGCAGGCCAUAUGUUCAGUCUACAGUGGCGUCUCGGUCCAAUCAGAAACUCUCCUUCAGGUUCUAUGGACCUUUCAAGAUCCUUCAGCGAGUUGGUCAGGUGGCCUACAAGCUUGAUUUACCAGCUGAUGCCAAGAUACAUCCAGUGGUGCACGUAUCUCAGCUGAAGUGGCACAUCCCAGCUACUGCAUCCGUAAGUUCUGACCUAUCAACUGUCAGCUCUGAUCCUACACAGAUUCAGUGGCCACGGCGCAUCCUGGCAAGGCGAUCUAUCCGACGCGGCGACUCAGUGGUUCCACAAUAUCUCAUUCAGUGGGGAGAGCUACCACCCGAGAUGACCACAUGGGAAGACGCCAAGAUGCUAUCAGACCACCUGGAGGUGAUGCAAGUGUGA
This is a messenger RNA of Miscanthus lutarioriparius, 1524 nucleotides long. The record is from the annotation of a GenBank genome assembly. NCBI's taxonomy places the organism in Eukaryota, Viridiplantae, Streptophyta, Magnoliopsida, Poales, Poaceae.